Medioppia subpectinata is the source of this 1327-nucleotide messenger RNA. The record is from the annotation of a GenBank genome assembly. Lineage: Eukaryota; Metazoa; Arthropoda; Arachnida; Sarcoptiformes; Oppiidae.
AUGAAAAACCUGAUGUCACACCAACUGAAUAGUGUGAAGGGAUCCGUCAAUUUAGUGACCGCUGCGGCCAAUGGUUUGGGCCAAACAAUUGUCAAAACUCUGGUCAACGAAGGAGCCGAUGGUGUCGUGGCGUUUGACACCCGUUUUGAUAGUCACCAACACUUCCACAACAAUAAUGUGAUCGAAAUCAGCGGUAAUAUCGGCGAAGAAUCCGAUGUCUCGAAAGCGAUAGAUGUCUGUCGGGAACGGUUCGGCCGAUUGGAUAACGUUAUCAAUUGCACCGGAAUAAGCGCCGACACCAUCGCUGUUGAAGAAUCGGAUCCAUUGCAAGAAUUUCGGCGUGUCUUCGACGCCAACAUUAGCGGACCUUUUAAUGUGAUUCGUUUGGCGGCGCCAUUGAUGGCAGAUAAUCGGCCCAUCAAUGGCUGUCGGGGUGUUAUCAUCAAUAUCUCAAUGGUUCCGGGCAUUGAUUCGCGACGAAGUGUCGCCUAUUCCUCCACUUCUGGCGCCAUCGCCAGUAUGACUCUGCCAUUGGCUCGCGAUUUGGCCAAUCAGUGUGUCCGAUGCGUUACCAUUGAGGUCUGCGGGGCGUCGGAUAAUCACCCAUUGGAUCAAAGUUUAGACUCUAUGCGCCAAAUCGGGCCCUUUUAUCGCAACACUCACUGCACUACUGAAUGGCAAUCAUAUACUGACAAAAGGGCCCAAACGGUGAGACCUGUUUUGGUUGCCAUUGAAUUGUUAGCAAAACAAAAGCCAAAACACAACACAAGACAACACUUCUUGUCCACCAAAUUGACCGCCGAUUACGGGUUUUGGCCACCGAUUCACAGACACAGCGACCACUCGAUCAUGUGGUAUGAGAUAAUACCGUCGGCGGCGGCCUUAAUGGUCUGCUUGGGUCUCAUGGAGAUCGGGCCUAUGGUGGCCCAUUACGCCUCGUGGAGGAACCCAAUGAUGCGCCGGUGUUGGGACAUACCAUCGGAAGACUGGACGCGUCGAGACCAACGGAUCGCCGACACUGUGCUCCGGAUGCGAUGGCCGGCCAAUCAUAUGUAUACCGUAGGCCUGGAGGCCAUCCCCGACGCCGGGGCGCCCAUCACUCGCUUCCAGGACUACCGCAAUCUGAAGCCCACUCAAGGGCUCGAGUAGUGACACUCCAGAGGUCCGUGUCUUUGGGCACUAAUUGUUUGAUUAAUUAAAUGCUUAGUUUUUAUGUCUGAAGUAAUGAUAGGUUUAUUAUUAAUAGUAAUUGUUUUUUCUUGUCUUAUGUUUUGUAAAUAAUAGUCAAAUAAAUUGUUUUAAUAAACGAUUGAAUUGUUUUUCGGAA